Molecule: messenger RNA, 1260 nt
Organism: Penicillium coprophilum
Lineage: Eukaryota; Fungi; Ascomycota; Eurotiomycetes; Eurotiales; Aspergillaceae
Exons: 3
Coding region: 1-1260 (419 amino acids)
Source: RefSeq, a predicted model, not a curated record
AUGGCUAAGAAAGGAGGAAAGAAGAACAAGAAGGGCAGCAAGCCCGCCGCCGCUGCUGUGGUAGACAACGUCAAGGACGUGGUCGAACCCGAUCAGGUUGAGGACCAGGUCAAGCAGACCGAAGGCCAGACUGAGAUCGCCGAGCAGACACAGGUGCCUGAGACUGCGACACAGCCCACCGAGACCGUCGCCGAGUCCACCAAGGCGCCCGAGGUCAUCCCCUUGACCGAGACUCCCGCAGCUGAGAUCCCAGCUGUGGCAGAGACCGAGGAAGUGGAUAUCAAGGAAGCUCUGAAGGCCGAUAAGGUGCCCUCGACGGAGGGUACAGUCGAGGAGGCGGUGGAAAAAGCGCAAGCCUCCAAGGCUGGCCAGAUGGGCGAGUUGGAAGGUGGAGCUGCUGCCGGUACUGCUGUCCUCCCAGAGACGACCACCAAGGAGCCCGCUUCGAUCGCCGCAACCGGCGUUCCCGAGACAUUGGUCGAGCGUCCCAAGACCUCGGAAUCAACCACCGCCCCUGCUGUCGUUGCGCCCGAGCCUGUGGCCCCUGCUGCUGCUGUGCCUGUUGCUGCCCCCAUUGAGAGCGAUGCUGCUCACAAGCGCCCGUAUGAGAAGCCCAUCUUCAACACCGAGGAGAACCUGAAGCCCCACAAGAUGCCCAAGACCGACGAGGAGCCGAUCGCGGCUAGCGUGGCUGAGGACAAGAAGACCAUUGAGAACUUGGCCGGUGUUGGACCUGCUUCGGCUGCUGCGCUCACAACCCCUGAGCCUGCGCCUGUUCAGGCCGAGGCAUUCACGGUCGCCGAUACACCCAAGGUUGCUGAGACACCCAAGAUCGUUGAGGAGAAGAAGGUCGCCGAAGCACCUAAGGUUGCUGAGGAGAAGGCUCCUGCCCCCAAGAGCACCGCUGCUCAGUCUGGCGCCAAGUCUCCUUCAUCCCCCGUAGCGGUCGCCGCCGCAAACGCUGCCCUCCUCUCUUCCAGGGGUGACAAGGCUGCUGCUCCGGCGGCUGCUCCAGCCGCCGCCCCGGUUGCCAAGGAGGCCGAGCCCAAGAAGCCCGAAGCUGCCUUGAAGCGUGGCGAGGAGCCGGUGCGCAAGGCUGACGAGGCCCAGCCAGAGCCUCAGCCCGAGACCAAGGCUGAGCCUGUCAAGGAGGAGACUCAGAAGCCAUCCGAGACCGCAGCAGAGCAGGCCGAAAAGGCCGAGCAGGCUGAGAAGAAGAAGGGCGGAUUCCUGUCCUGGUUGAAGCGCAAGUUCAAAUAA